CAUUGUGCGGAGUGAUCUGAUACGGACUACACCCAGGCUUCCUAUGCGAUCCUAGCACUGACGUUUGACAACGCGGAAGAGGGGUUCAAUUGGAGAUACAGAAUUCGCCUGUUUGCCAUUCAGAGCUGUCUGCCUCCGACACGUGUAUUUUUUUUGGCUAUAGGGAGUUUUAUAAGUCUUCUUUUCCUUCAAGAUGUCUUGGCAAAGCUACGUAGAUAGCCUGAUGGCCGACGGCAGCUGUCAGGAUAGCGCCAUUGUUGGGUAUGGGGACGCCAAAUAUGUUUGGGCAGCACAUGCGGGCGGUACUUUCAACAACAUAACGCCUCAAGAAAUUGAUACCAUCAUUGGGAAGGACAGGGAGAGCUUCUUCACCAAUGGGCUCACUCUGGGCUCAAAGAAGUGCUCUGUCAUAAGAGACAGCCUUCACAUUGACGGUGACUGGACGAUGGACAUCAGAACAAAGAGCCAAGGAGGAGAACCAACAUACAAUGUCUCUCUAGGAAGGGCUGGAAAAGCAUUGGUUUUAGUCAUGGGAAAGGAGGGGGUCCAUGGCGGACAGCUCAACAAGAAAGCAUUUAGCAUGGCUGAAUACCUGAGGAAGUCUGGAUAUUAAGCAACUUCUCCACCCAUCCAUCUACUCAGCAGUUCACUCCCACUCAGCCCAUUGCGUUGACAGUACUUAAAGGAUUAGAUGGCAUACAAUGUUACUUCCUCUGACACUGUCCACUUUUAUAUGUUUUCUUUUGUUCCAUGUUAAUUCUUUCUCCCCCUGUAUCUUCCCAGUCAAACAUUUUUGACACCACAGAAAUGGCAUGUUUAUCAAAAUGGUUGAAAUAUAUAUUUACCAAAAUAGAGAAUUUGUGCAAAAAAGUCAAAUGUGUAAUAAAAAAUGUAAAAACAAAUUUGGACUCGCCUCAUAUAAACACUCACUUAGCAACUGGCAAAUGUUCAAAGGGAAGUAAACAUGCAAUGGUUUUGCAUAGUGAUCCUUAUUUUUUUGUUUAAGCAUUAGUAGAGAUUGUAGGGUCACCUUUUCUUUAGCAUGUCUGGGGUUUAAAGUUGCAUGCCUACCUUAACAUACAGAAAUCUACCUUUCUAGCCAAUGGCCAAGCAUAGAUAUUCCAGCCAAAACCAUAUUUUCAUUCACUGGUAUCUUUUAUAGCCUAUUGCUACCAUGAAAAUUCAGAAUUCUGGCAAAGUCCUUUUGUGUAGCUCAACCCUUAUCCUUGAUUCCUCUGAGCCCGCCUUUUUAUUUUGCAUUAUCUUCCAUCACAUGCUUUUGCUGUUGUACUUGAAUGUGGUCUUUAAAGUUUAUGAUGUGGUGUUGGGAUAUUGCUUGAGUGUAGUGUAAAGAUUUUCAGAUGUUGCCAUGAUGCUUCACUACAUCCUGUAGUCUCUAUGGACAUUCCACCUACUGUAUACAACAGCACAGACAUUUACUUGCUGGCUAACUACUGCAAUUUGUAUCUUUAUUUUUCUGGCAGUCAGAAAGAUUACACACCCAAGUUAAGUGAGGUGUUUUUUUCCCUUCCCCAUUGGACCAAUUGCAAGUUAAAGGAUUUUCAGAGUUGCUUCAGCCCAUUGUGAUGGAUGAUUUUUUGGCCUCAUGUUUGACGAUAAAUCUUCCGAUGACAAAACAUUUAACUGCUCUAGAUAACUUUUCAGCACUAAUUGGGUUUUUUUCUCUUUUUUUUUCUUUUUUUUUUCUUUUUUUUUUUUUUUUUGCAUUAACAAAUGAAAUGGUAGCGUCACCUUACACAAUAUGAGUACAUUGAAAACCCAAGCUUUUGGGCAAUGUCUUUGAAUCACUUGCCUUGUGCUUUAGUCAUCAAGUGUCAGAAAAUGUUAUAACACGGUACUUACUAAAAAAAAGACAAAAAAAACUGUACACUAAAUUUGCAGAAAAUGAUGGUGGUUGGAAUAGGAACAUUUGUGAGUUGUCUUGUGAACACUUUCUGAGAAUAACUGUAUCCUGUGCCAUAAAAUACAUCUGAGCUGUUGCUACUGUGAGUUGGAUUUUUAACUGCUGCCCAAGCAAGAAGUAACUAUUAACGGCACUUUCUCAAAGGGUUAUUUUGGCAUCAGUAAUCUUCAGGCUUUGUGGAAUAUGUACAGAAUUAAAAUACUGAAAAAGCUU
Molecule: messenger RNA, 2137 nt
Organism: Lampris incognitus (smalleye Pacific opah)
Lineage: Eukaryota; Metazoa; Chordata; Actinopteri; Lampriformes; Lampridae
Product: profilin-2-like
Exons: 3
Coding region: 194-613 (139 amino acids)
Biological process (GO): regulation of actin filament polymerization; actin cytoskeleton organization; positive regulation of actin filament bundle assembly
Cellular component (GO): cytoplasm
Molecular function (GO): actin binding
Source: RefSeq, a predicted model, not a curated record